This is a messenger RNA of Carassius gibelio (silver crucian carp), 1636 nucleotides long. RefSeq names its product telomeric repeat binding factor (NIMA-interacting) 1 (gene terf1). Gene Ontology annotation, biological process: telomere maintenance. Gene Ontology annotation, cellular component: chromosome, telomeric region; nucleus. Gene Ontology annotation, molecular function: protein homodimerization activity; telomeric repeat DNA binding. Bases 52 to 1164 code for a protein of 370 amino acids. Lineage: Eukaryota; Metazoa; Chordata; Actinopteri; Cypriniformes; Cyprinidae. The record is from RefSeq and is a predicted model, not a curated record. The transcript is spliced from 10 exons.
CAGCACAGUCACCGCCUGGCGGGAACGUUUCUUUUCAACAUAAACAAGAAGAUGGAGGGGUCUUCGAGUGAGAUAAUAUCCAGCACGACUGAUAAAAUAAAUUUAACUGAAGUCGAGGCUGUUGUCCAGUCAUGGAUGAUCGAUUAUUACUUCUCGUCACUGUGUCGGCUCUUCAGAGACAGAUCUGCGCCGGAGUUUCGUAAAACUUUGAAACUCUUUGAAAGUAUCGUGGAUGAUCUCGAGGAGGGUUCCCACAGGUCAGAUCACCCCACUCAGAGAACGAUCUGCUGCUUCCUCGCCAGAGUGAUGGACGGGGAAAACCUGGAAGUCCGUUAUGAUCAUGUUUCUCAAAUCACUCCCUUGAUGUCAGCGUUGCCGAUUUGGGAGUCGUUAGCGGAAGUAUCUGAUUCAGACUUGCACGCUAAGAUCAAGACGCUACUGAUUGUUCAGUCUGUCGCUGUGUGUGUGAAGAAAGGACAUUCAAAGUUGGCAAAUGAAACCCUGCAGUGGCUGGAAAAAGAGACUGAGUUACCAGCGAAACUACAAGGAAAGCUGACCGGCAUUGUGAGUAAGAAGGAUGCAUACGAUCAGCUCCUGAUGAGCUUCACUUUGGAGCAGCUGUUGGAGAACAUUGAUACAUUCCUCAAUGCAUUCAGCCAGGAUCGUUCCUCCGUUUUCUUAUUCGAAGCAGCAUUAAAAGUGGUUCAAGCCCGUCAUGAGAGAUCAGAGAAAACCUCAUCCGAACAGGAUGGAAGUGAAAGGACUCCAUCCAGCACAGAGUCAAACAAACCAGAAGAAAAUGAGACACAGGUGGAUCCACUGGUGCUGAAUAUCAGACCCAAGAGGAAACUUUUUUCAAAGCAAGUUCAUCAAGUAUGGAAACCUGAAACUGCCAAAAAAGAGCAAACCACGCGCAAGAGAACCUCCGUUUACAAAGUUUCCAGGAGAAGUAGUAUCUGUUCAGAUUUACAAAGCAAUGUUAGUGUGACAAGCCAGCCCAGAAGGAAAUGGACCACAGAAGAAGACCGGAAGCUGAAAGCAGGUGUGAAGAAGUAUGGAGAGGGCAAAUGGAGAAUGAUCCUGGAUGACUUUGAGUUUGACAACCGCACCGGUGUUAAUCUCAAGGACCGAUGGAGAAUCCUGAAGAAAACCGAAUGCUAUUGAGCUGCAGGCGGCUUUUGCUUUUAGUAUUUAAAGAGCUUUAGAAAGUGCCGGUUUUCAGGCACUUUUUUGAAAGUGUUUUCAGUUCGGUUUACGUAAUUGAUUUACACAUCUAUAGUGUUCAGUGAAUAAUUCCAUUGUUAUGCUUGUAAUUUCACAAAAUAUGUUUAGAAAUCAGGAGCACCGUUUUGUAAAUUAAAAGUAAAAACUUAUUUAGCAGAAGUACGACUUCUGGAAAAACAGCUUUAAAGCUUUCUGUUUUUUGUUUGUUUGAACCGUAAGAUCAAAAUCUGUCCAGUAGAGGAUGCAGGUGAGGCAAAUCUGAGCUUUUUUUAUUUUAUUAUUAUUCUUUUCUUUUCUUUUUUUGCCUUUUUAAAUCUGUUCCUAGACAUUUUCACAGGAAAAAGGAGUUUGAGACAAUACAACUGUAAAAACUUAAGACAUUUUAAUAAAUGUAUGUUAUGUGAAAGUGUGA